Seminavis robusta is the source of this 996-nucleotide messenger RNA. The record is from the annotation of a GenBank genome assembly. Lineage: Eukaryota; Bacillariophyta; Bacillariophyceae; Naviculales; Naviculaceae.
AUGAAACUGCGACUUGAAACGGGAGAUAAAGAUAAAAUUCUCGAGUAUGCUCAGAAUCAGGCACGACGAGACCCACGCUUGACAGACAUGGAGUUUGGAAACUUUUCGCUCAUCUGCACGUAUGGCAAAGUUGAAGCACAAGCACCCCACAUUGACUUGACACUACCAAACUAUCAGUUUGGGUUGAUCCUAUCUGGCAAUUCUCCUGGAACGCUUUUUUGUGACACGCCCAAUACCUUCCACCGGGUGGAAGCUGUUGUGGAUCACUGGCAAGAUAUGCCUCCUGCAUUGAUGGAUGCCAUGAGGAAAGACAAGGACGCCAAGGACUUGUUGCAAAAAUUUGGAAGUCUCUUGGAACGAGGUAGCACUGUGCCUCAGCAAAGAGAGAAACUGGCCACGGGAAGUCUCCUUUCGUUGCCAGGAGGAGUGAUCCAUGCGGGACCUGCCUCUGACGGCUUUCGAGCCGUCCUAUUCUUCUCUGGCUGGCCCAAGGGUAGUGAGGCAGCACCAUAUGAUCCUGAUUUUUGCCGAACCGUCCACACACAUGCACGCACACUUCCGUUCCAAAUUGCUAGCCGGAGUGGUCAAGAAGAUGGAAAGCUGGCCCACAAUCAACAAGACAUGGAACAUUAUAUCCAACAGGUUUCAAAGUGGGAAUAUAUGGGUCCACGGGAUCCCUUGUCAGAACCCUUGACUUUUCCCGAAAAUGAGUACGCAACUCGGUCUGUUCCUGGCUUGUACACUACUUUUGAAGGGAGGGAUUUGCGUGUGAUUGUACUCCAACGCAAGGCGGAUGGCAAAAUCCUUCUCCGAUAUCCUUCUCCAGUAAAAGGUGGAGGCGACGACUGUGAAGGAAACAAUCCCAGCGACAAAUAUGUACUCGAAAUGAAUGACGAUGAACUUUUUGAUGGUACCAAUGGAAGGGUGUUGGAUAAUAAAAGGGAUGAAGUCAAAUGCUUCAUGAGGCAAAAGGACGUAUCUGGAGGACACACUUGA